Archocentrus centrarchus (flier cichlid) is the source of this 1433-nucleotide messenger RNA. Its product is annotated as cancer-related regulator of actin dynamics homolog. The coding region runs from base 383 to 1093 and encodes 236 amino acids. NCBI's taxonomy places the organism in Eukaryota, Metazoa, Chordata, Actinopteri, Cichliformes, Cichlidae. The record is from RefSeq and is a predicted model, not a curated record. The transcript has a single exon.
UCACCGGCCACAGGGGGUCCCGUUGAGCUGGGAGACCUGGGGUCACCUUGACCCCCACCCCGCCGCCGCCAUUGGGAGACCUGGGGUCUCCUUGACCCCCACCCCACCGCCGCCAUUGGGAGACCUGGGGUCACCAACCCUAAUCCAGCCAAAAAAAAAAAAAAUAGGCUCAUUGUUAGGUUGUUGCUAGGCAGCAUGACAUUACGAUAUCUGAUAUAGAUAAGAACCUCCAGGCCCCUAAUAUACCUGUGUGCCACGUUUGGUUACUGAAAUCCUGAUUGUGUAGGAGGUGUUCGCGGACAGACAGACAGAGAUUUGGUGUAUUAAAGUAAGAUUUGUCUCGAUAUGCUUUAGUUAGAGAUCCUAAGAGGGUCACACCACAAUGCCCAGAAAAAGGAAAGGUUCUUCAUUAUCCCGCAGCACGAAGGAUGCCAUGCGGAAGAAGAAAAACAGGGCCAGUGAAUCCCAGCAUCAAAGAGAAUCUAGACUGGAAAAUGCCAGAUUAGCUCAAGCUUCACGGAAACAGCGAGAAACCAGCGAAGAAAGACAGCGUCGUUUGGAAACUGCCAGAUUAACUCAAGCUUCGCGAAGACGACGAGAAACCAGCGAAAAAAGACGGCUUAGGUUGGAAAAUGCCAAACUGGCUCAAGCUUCGCGAAGACAGCGAGAAACCAGCGAAGAAAGGCAGCGUCGGCUGGACCAUGCCCGGUCAGCUCAAGCUUCACGAAGACAGCGAGAAAGCAGCGCGGAGAGGCAGUACCGGCUGCAACACGACCGGCUGGCCCAGGCUUCGCGAAGACGCCGAGAAAGCAGUGAAGAAAGGCAACUUCGCUUGGAAAAUGACAGAUUGGCUCAUGCUUCACGAAGACGGCGAGAGACAGGCGUGGAGAGAGAGAGGCGGCUUGAAAAUGACAGACAACGGCACCGUGAACAUUAUAGAUUUGAAGUGCAGAAUGGUUCCCGAAACAGAAAUAGACUUGGCUGUCCGGCACCUGUAUGGGAUUUCCGCGAGUCAGCUUUUGAGGAGGGGCAGGUGCACUCUGAAUCACCAUCACUCUUCACAGUAAACAUCCACAGUUUUGUCUGCGCUUGAUUCUGGUUUUUAAUGUUUAUAUGCAUGCUUCUCCAUCCACGUUGAAGCCUCUCGAUUCUGUGUAUCACAGUGCCUUGCGAUUUAUCACAGGUGAAUCUCCACUUACUCGCCAUUGUAUCUUAUAUGAAGAAGUGGGAUUGUCCUUAGCUGAUAGAAGGGAGCAGCAUUGUUUGAUGUUUAUUUACAAGGUUCAACUGCAAAGAUUACCUGCUUAUAUCAGGACAUUUUAGCUGUAUCUCUUAUUCACACAGAGCUUGGAAAAACUGGAUUGCUGCCUAUAAAUGAAAUGAGCUACAAAAAAAUAUGAAACUACAUUCUCUGAUUUCAUGUGUCCUUGUGU